This is a messenger RNA of Thalassophryne amazonica, 1090 nucleotides long. Its product is annotated as neurexophilin-1. NCBI's taxonomy places the organism in Eukaryota, Metazoa, Chordata, Actinopteri, Batrachoidiformes, Batrachoididae. Gene Ontology annotation, molecular function: signaling receptor binding. The coding region runs from base 189 to 1073 and encodes 294 amino acids. The record is from RefSeq and is a predicted model, not a curated record. The transcript is spliced from 3 exons.
UCAGCCCAGCAGACGACUGGUCCUCCUGAAUGAGCUCCAUCAGACUCGUUUCUGCUCUGCUGCCUCUGGACUCGCUCGCUCGCUCUUUCUUUGUGCUCAAGUUGUGCAGCUAAUAUCUCAGAAUUGUCUCCAGUGGAGCAGACGUUCGGUUGUUGAUGAGCGGGUGAGAAGAUCAAGCGCAGGCUGACAUGAGGGGAGACGCUCCACGAAGAAGCAUGAAGACCACAUGUCUGUGGGCUGCUGCCCUGCUGCUGUCAAUCAUCUCUCUGGUUACCAGUGCUGAAUCUUCAACUUCAAGAAGCUCAGACUUGAGGGAAAGCUCAAAACCAAAAGUGAAGACCUACUGGACUGAAAGCAGCAAGGCCUUCUCCUUCAGCCGCCUGUUGUCUCAGAGCCAUUACACCAAAGAAAAUAUCACCUCUUUGGACCUGAACUAUGAUGAUGCAGAUGGGUUCUCCAAACAGGAACACUGGAACUGGCUUUACAACACUUCAAACCCCCAUGACCCUCGGUCCAGGACAAAACGGAGGCCCAUCGUCAAGACUGGCAAGUUUAAGAAGAUGUUUGGUUGGGGUGACUUUCAUUCCAACAUCAAGACAGUGAAGCUCAACCUUCUCAUCACAGGAAAAAUUGUGGAUCAUGGCAACGGGACAUUUAGUGUCUAUUUCCGCCAUAACUCCACUGGCCAGGGCAAUGUGUCUGUGGGGCUCGUUCCACCGACCAAAGCUGUGGAGUUCCAAGUCCACCAGCAGCGCCACCAGCAGUACUACCACCAUCACCAGCUUCAGCAGCAGCAGCAGACAGCUCUGGAGUCCAAAGACACCAAGCUGUUCAACUGCAGGGUGGAGUACGAGAAGGUGGAGAAGGGCACCAGGAACUCACUGUGUGCCCACGACCCAUCGCAGAGCUGUCCCCAGGAGCAGACCCAGAGCCACGUUUCCUGGCUGUGCUCCAAACCCUUCAAAGUCAUCUGCAUCUUCAUUACCUUCUACAGCACUGACUACAAGCUGGUGCAGAAGGUGUGUCCAGACUACAACUACCACAGUGACACCCCCUAUCUUCCCACUGGGUGAUCACGACAGCUGCAGCA